Molecule: messenger RNA, 4521 nt
Organism: Physella acuta
Lineage: Eukaryota; Metazoa; Mollusca; Gastropoda; Physidae
Product: zinc finger protein 883-like
Biological process (GO): regulation of transcription by RNA polymerase II
Cellular component (GO): nucleus
Molecular function (GO): DNA-binding transcription factor activity, RNA polymerase II-specific; RNA polymerase II cis-regulatory region sequence-specific DNA binding
Source: RefSeq, a predicted model, not a curated record
GUGUUGUAGGCCUACCACUUGUUAUAGUUCAGGCCUACUAAAAAAAAAUUCUUAGAUAUUUCUACACAUUUCUAUAUUACCAACAGUAGAAAAAGUGACCACUGCCACUAUAAACAGAGUUGUUUGUAUUGUGGUUUACAUGCAUGGGUUCAUUUAUAAGAAGCAGCAUGGGAGAGGCAACUGCUGAUUUAGAUUUACAGUCUGAUGAGUUUAAAGAAUUUUCAAAUUCUGAAGAUGUGAAGCCACUUCUAUCUACAGUAUUUUCAUCUUCUUCUGACAUAAAAACGGAAUUAUCAUUUUUAACUUUCCGUGAUAUCAAACCAAACUUGACAUUUAUAAAUUCACAGGAUGAUAAAACCGUUGUUACGCCAGAUUUUUCAUCUUCUACAGACACAAAGUCAGAAUGUACAACAUUUUCCUCUUUUGCUGAUGUAAAACACCAUAUGACAUUUCUAACUUCUCAAGAUAAAACAACAGGGUUUUUAAUUUUUAAAGAUAUGGAACCUGCUGUAUCAGCAGUAUGUACAAGAUCUGAAGAUAUAAAACCAGAAUUAGCAAUUUUAUCAACUAGUGAAGAUAUAAAACCAGAAUUAGAAACUUUAUCAACCAACACAGAAUUAGAAAUUUUAUCAACUACUGAACAUAUAAAACCAGAAUUAGAAUAUAUAUUAACUAGUGAAGAUCUAAAACGAGAAUUAGAAACUUUAUCAACUAGCGAAGAUAUAAUACCAGAAUUAGAAACUUUAUCAACCAACACAGAAUCAGAAAUUUUAUCAACUACUGAAGAUAUAAAUCCAGAAUUAGAAACUUUAUCAACCAACAAAGAUAUAAAACCAGAUUUAUGGACAAAAUUUUUAGAUUCCGAGGACAAACAACAAAAUGGACUUGAAGAAAAGCUAAAACUCUCUGAAGAUGAAACAUAUCUGUCUGUUGAUCCUCGUGCUCAUCAUGAACAGUUUUUUCAAAGAUCUAACUUGAAUAAACAAGCUCAAGUAGGGGAGAAGCCACUUGAAUGUGAUGCUUGCCAUAAAAGGUUUUCAGAUAGUUCUAGGUUAGAUGAACAUAAAAAAGUUCAUUCAGAAGAUAGGCCAUAUGAAUGUGAUUAUUGUCAUAAAAAGUUUUCUAAUAGUUCUGCUCUAAGCAGCCACAAAAAAAUACAUUUACUAGUUAGACAGUAUGAAUGUGAUGUUUGUCACAAAAGGUUUUCAAGGAAUUCUUAUUUAGCGGAACACAAAAAAAUUCAUUCAGGAGAUAAACCAUUUGAAUGUGAUGUUUGUCAUAAAAAGUUUUCAUAUAGUUCUAAUUUAUAUAUACACAAAAGAGUUCAUUCAGGAGAUAAACCAUUUGAAUGUGAUGUUUGUCAAAAAAAGUUUUCUCAGAGUUCUAAUUUAUAUGCGCACAAACAAGUUCAUUCAGAAGAUAAACCAUUUGAAUGUGAUGUUUGUCAUAAAAAGUUUUCAUAUAGUUCUAAUUUAUAUGCACACAAAAGAGUUCAUUCAGAAGAUAAACCAUUUGAAUGUGAUGUUUGUCAUAAAAAGUUUUCUCAGAGUUCUAGUUUAUAUAAACACAAAAGAGUUCAUUCAGAAGAUAAACCAUUUGAAUGUGAUGUUUGUCAUAAAAAGUUUUCUCAGAGUUCUAGUUUAUAUAAACACAAAAGAGUUCAUUCAGAAGAUAAACCAUUUGAAUGUGAUGUUUGUCAUAUAAAGUUUUCACAUAGUGCUAUUUUAUAUAUACACAAACAAGUUCAUUCAGAAGAUAAACAAUUUGAAUGUGAUGUUUGUCAUAAAAAGUUUUCUCAGAGUUCUAGUUUAUAUAAACACAAAAGAGUUCAUUCAGAAGAUAAACCAUUUGAAUGUGAUGUUUGUCAUAAAAAGUUUUCUCAGAGUUCUAGUUUAUAUAAACACAAAAGAGUUCAUUCAGAAGAUAAACCAUUUGAAUGUGAUGUUUGUCAUAUAAAGUUUUCACAUAGUGCUAUUUUAUAUAUACACAAACAAGUUCAUUCAGAAGAUAAACCAUUUGAAUGUGAUGUUUGUCAUAAAAAGUUUUCUAGAAAAAAUAAAACAGUUCAUACUGGAGAUAAGCCAGAUGAAUGUGAUGAUUGCCAUAAAUAUGUUUCUAAAAUAAAGCGGCUCCCGACAUAUUGGCUCCCGAUAUAAGUGCUCAAGACAAAUGGGCUUUUGACAAAAUGACUCCCGACAUAUUGGCUCCAGACCAAUGAAUGGCAUGACCACUAUUGGCAUAAAAGUAACGAUUUUGUCCUUCCUCCAAUACCACUAUAUACUCUUUUAAAUGCCCGAAUGAAAUUGUUUUUCAUGAACCAACAUUAAUUCACAAACAAAGCGAGCCCUUAACAGCUAAAUUUCACCAAUUUUAAAGUUUUGAUAAUGUUUAAUUUACAACAGAAAAGAUCUGUUGCUUAAAAGCGAGCACAGAAGUGUAAAUGUACGGAUAUGUAUAUAUAUGUAUAUUUAUGUAUAUAUAUGUGUAUAUAUAUAUAUAUAUAUAUGUGUGUAUAUAUGUUGGCUGGUAUCCUAAUGUUGGCUGGUUAUUGAAUAGUUGUCACAGGUUGCUUGUUUUUUGUGUGUAGUUAUAUUCGUGGUUGGUCGUAGCUGGAUCGGGGUAAUGUUCUCCCCUUCUCUCAAGACGCCGCCCGGUUCUCACAGCACUGGGUUCUGGCAGGGUGUGACGAUGUCACGGAUAAUUUACGAGGUUCACAGUCGUGGAUUGUGACCGGACCCUAGGUGUGUGCAUGCUUUGUGUUCAAUUUUAUGUCCUGUCUCCCCAAUGGUCGUCUGCUUAAAUUUACGACCGUAAUGUCGCGACGGUCAGUUCGGCUUAAACAGGUGGUCUGAAAGUGUGGGAAAAAGUUUGUUUGGAUUCAGCCUAUUUAAGAGGACUGUGUUCAGACCUCUGUCUCUUACACACCAAGCUAGGGCUAUAGACCAGUCUAGGCCUUAUGAUGGCCGCAGAGGCUGGUUUAGUGGCCCAGCUGAGGUAUUGUUGAUAUGGCCUGGUGUUUACACCAGCGGCCCAACGCCUCGUUCCAGUGGCCCGAUAUUAUGCUCGUGGCCUGAUGUCUCGUUCUUGUGGCCCGAUAUUAUGCUCGUUGCCUGAUGUCUCGUUCUUGUGGCCCGAUAUUAUGCUCGUGGCCUGAUGUCUCGUUCUUGUGGCCCGAUAUUAUGCUCGUGGCCUGAUGUCUCGUUCUUGUGGCCCGAUAUUAUGCUCGUGGCCUGAUGUCUCGUUCUUGUGGCCCGAUAUUAUGCUCAUGGCCUGAUGUCUCGUUCUUGUGGCCCGAUAUUAUGCUCGUGGCCUGAUGUCUCGUUCUUGUGGCCCGAUAUUAUGCUCGUGGCCUGAUGUCUCGUUCUUGUGGCCCGAUAUUAUGCUCGUUGCCUGAUGUCUCGUUCUUGUGGCCCGAUAUUAUGCUCGUGGCCUGAUGUCUCGUUCUUGUGGCCCGAUAUUAUGCUCGUGGCCUGAUGUCUCGUUCUUGUGGCCCGAUAUUAUGCUCGUUGCCUGAUGUCUCGUUCUUGUGGCCCGAUAUUAUGCUCGUGGCCUGAUGUCUCGUUCUUGUGGCCCGAUAUUAUGCUCGUGGCCUGAUGUCUCGUUCUUGUGGCCCGAUAUUAUGCUCGUUGCCUGAUGUCUCGAUCCAGUGGCCAAAUGUCUCGCUCUGGGGCCAGAUGUUUGUUUUGGAGGACGGAUAUGUUGUCCUUGUGGCUGGGGAAUCACCCUGCCUUUUGUGUGUGACGAACUGGGUCGUGUAAGGAACUCGUAUACAUUCAUGAAAGGAUAAAAUUGUGGUUGUAUCUAAAAAUGUAAGUGAUUUAUUUUUUUUUAAUUUUUACAUGUAUUAAGAAUUCGAGGGAUGUUUCUUUUAUUAUGAAAACCGGCCAGGUCUUUUUUGUAUCCUUUUGAUUUUGCUUGUAAAAUACAUUUUUGUGAAGUAGGAUGAAGUUAAAUAAAUGCAUUAACUGGGUGUUUACCAAGUUUUAUUUUUAGUGUAAAAUUAAUGUUGUAUUUGUUUAGAUGUUAAUUAGUUUUGCUCAGGUCUAUUAGACUCCUUUGUCACCACGCAAAGGUGCACGAAUUUGAGAGAAUAAUGGUCAAUACCAUCUUACCAUGUAUUAAGAAUUCGAGGGAUGUUUCCUUGAUUAUGAAAACUGGCCAGGCCUUAUUUGUAUCCUUUUGUUUUUUGCUUGCAAAAUACAUUUUUUGUGAAGUAGGAUGAAGUUAAAUAAAUGCAUUAACUGGGUGUUUACCAAGUUUUAUUUUUAGUGUAAAAUUAAUGUAUUUGUUUAGAUGUUAAUUAGUUUUGCUCAGGUCUAUUAGACUCCUUUGUCACCACGCAAAGGUGCACGAAUUUGAGAGAAUAAUGGUCAAUACCAUCUUACCAUGUAUUAAGAUUCGAGGGAUGUUUCCUUGAUUAUGAAAACUGGCCAGGUCUUAUUUGUUUCCUUUUGUUUUUUGCUUGUAAAAUACAUUUUUGUGAAGUAGGAUGAAGUUAAAUAAAUGCAUUAACUGGGUGUU